GCUCACGAACUUUCCUACCUGACCUGAUACCGUCGAUAAUCCAACACAUCAGCCGUCCAAACACCCAAAUCACCCACAAUGGCAACAAAACUCCUCUCUCCAGCUCCCCGCCUCUCAAGCGCAUCAAGGCCAAAAACUCUCCAAUGCCUCCACCGCCCCCGACCCAUACAAUCCCCCCUCGCUCCCCACCAACAACGCCGCUGCAUCUCCGCCUACGGCUACGAGCAAGCCAAAGCGCUCGCAUUCUCAUCCUAUGGCGAACCCCCCGCCGUCCUCUCCCUGCACAGCCACUCCAUCGCCCCGCCCCACGGCUCCCUCAUGACGCUGCGCUUCCUCGCCUCGCCCAUCAACCCCGCAGACAUCAACCAGAUCCAGGGCGUGUACCCGUCGAAACCGACGUUCACCACCGCGCUGGGCACCGCGCAUCCCAUCGCCGUCGCGGGGAACGAGGGCGUCGCGGAGAUCAUUGCUCUGGGGGACAAGGCGCGGGGCGAGGGGUUUAAAAAGGACGAUUGGGUGCUCAUGAAGGCGCCGGGCUUCGGCACGUGGCGCACGCAUGCGAGCGCGACGGGCGAGCAGGUUGUCAAGCUGGAGGAGGAGAUGCGCGAGGGCAUCAGUGUGGUGCAGGCGGGGACCGUGAGUAUCAAUCCGUGCACGGCGUACCGCAUGCUGCGCGACUUCACGGAGCUGAAGGAGGGCGAGUGGUUCAUUCAGAACGGGGCGAAUAGCGGCGUGGGUCGCGCGGCGAUACAGUUGGGCCGGCGCUGGGGGUAUAAGAGCGUGAAUGUUAUUCGGGGCAGGGAGGAUAAGGCGGCGGAAGGGAAGUUGAAGGAGGAGUUGAGGAGUAUUGGGGCCGAUGUCGUGGUUACGGAUGCGGAGCUGCAGUCACAAGGCAUAAAAGAUAUGGCGAAGGAGUGGACGAAUGGUGGCCGCGAACCCAUCCGGCUGGCGCUGAACUGCGUAAACGGGAAGCCUGCGACUGCGAUGGCCAAGCUGCUCGCGAGCGAUGCGCAUUUCGUCACCUAUGGCGCUAUGUCGAAGCAACCGCUCACUAUCCCCGCGUCGAUGCUGAUCUUCAAGAACAUACACUUCCACGGCUUCUGGGUCAGCAGAUGGGCGGCGCAGAACCCGGAGGAGAAGAAGAAGACGGUGGCGGAUGUGCUGGACCUCACGCGCACGGGGCAAUUCAAGGAUACUCCGGUGGAUGAGAUCAAGUGGGAGUGGGAGACGAAGGGGGAGGAGUUGAUUGCGAAGGUGAAGGACACGCUGGAGGGAUAUCGGGAAGGCAAAGGGGUGUUUGUUUUUGGGAAGACGUGAGCUUUGAUCUGCUCGGGUAAGAUACCAUGGUUUGUAGAUAGACUAUAUGAUGGGGAGGAGGGAAGCACCCUCUCUCUUCUUCGACCGCUUUUUAUUCGUUCCAGAUUGUCUGUGUUUUCUGUUGUAUACCGGAAGUAAAAUCCAGCCUAUUGC
Molecule: messenger RNA, 1470 nt
Organism: Trematosphaeria pertusa
Lineage: Eukaryota; Fungi; Ascomycota; Dothideomycetes; Pleosporales; Trematosphaeriaceae
Product: NAD(P)-binding protein
Exons: 1
Coding region: 79-1317 (412 amino acids)
Biological process (GO): fatty acid metabolic process
Cellular component (GO): mitochondrion
Molecular function (GO): trans-2-enoyl-CoA reductase (NADPH) activity
Source: RefSeq, a predicted model, not a curated record